Messenger RNA from Cynocephalus volans (Philippine flying lemur), 3005 nucleotides. Its product is annotated as protein FAM110C-like. The transcript has 3 exons. Bases 230 to 1195 code for a protein of 321 amino acids. Gene Ontology annotation, biological process: regulation of cell projection assembly; positive regulation of cell migration. The record is from RefSeq and is a predicted model, not a curated record. Gene Ontology annotation, molecular function: alpha-tubulin binding. NCBI's taxonomy places the organism in Eukaryota, Metazoa, Chordata, Mammalia, Dermoptera, Cynocephalidae. Gene Ontology annotation, cellular component: cell cortex.
AAAUGCCGGCGUCCAGCGGUGACCUCAGGGACUCAGAAGCAGGGAGGUGGCAGCCUGUAUUUGGAGCCAAGCGAGCCAAGCGCUCCAGUGCCCUGGGGAACUGCCCAGCCUCCCGGCGCCUGAGCGCCCCCUCCCAGGCGCGCCGCCCUCUCAGAACCGGUCCACCCCUCUGCCCUCCCCGCGGUUGGCUGCGCCGCUAGGAGCCCCGGCUGGUCUGUCUCCCGCGAGGAUGCGCGCCUUGCCAGCCCCGGACCUGAGCGAACGGCUCCUUUCCCGGGACCACGAGGCUCUUCGGAACCUGGACGCGGCGCGACCAGCGCGCAGGAGCGCAGUGGAGAGGCUGGCUGCCGAUCGCGCCAAGUACGUGCGGAGCCUUCCCGGAGUGGGCGGUGGCCCAGCUUCCGAGAGAGACGGGCCCGGGGCGGUCAAGGGGCAGGAGGGCGACCCCGGGCCCCCAUCCCGCGCCCCCGGUCCGGUGGCACGCAGGGCUAUUGCGCGGAAGCCGCUGAGGCCGGACUCGCUGGUCAUCUACCGACAGAAGUGUGACUUCGUGCGAGGGCCGAGCGCCGACGGCUCCAGGGCGAGCCUGGUAAAGAAGCUCUUCCAGGGGCCAGACAAAGACAAGGCGCCGGCGAUCCCUGAGACGCCCCGAGUGGGAGAGGAGAGCAAGGCCAGGGACGGGGAUCCCACCCGGACCCAGCCUGGCCCCGUAGCGGCUCCCGUGGUCCCACCUACCCCCUCAGCCCCAGCCUCCGUAGUGCCCACCGGGGACCCGGCUGCGCUUGCUGGCCCUGAGCUGCGGGUGGCGAGGCGUGGGGGGCUGCAGCGCUCACAGUCAGACCUCAGCUCCCGCUACUCCAAGACCUUGGCCGAGUUUGACACUUUCUUCCAGUACUGCGGCCUGGACCCGGAGGUGGUGGAGGCUCUCGGGAGGGAGAACUUCUCCGCUGGGUCGGACCACGUCGCCCUCAAGUUGCGCAGUGUAAGCGUCGCCACUUCCGACAGCGGAUUCUCCAGACGCAGCAGUGAAGACUAUGGGCUGCAGGAGGAGGAGCUAGUGGAGCAGGUGCCUAGCACCACCUCGGUCAUUGAGAGGAACGCCCGCAUCAUCAAGUGGCUGUACACGUGCAAGAAGGCCAAGGAGACCCCCAGGAAGCAAAACUUCCCUCCGAUGAUGGGGAUGCCUGAAGUGUGACUUGAGACCCAGGGCCAUUUGUCCAGUGUGCCCGGGUGACCCUGUGAUUGCUGCCUUCCCAGGAAUAAAGCACUCCACUGACAAAGCUAAAGUGAUUUCAGAAGGGUUGAAAUGCUGUGGAGAAGGCGGUAGGAACACAGACCUUGAAAAUUAGCUGAAUUAUGACUGUCGUAAUAACCAGAGCACCGAGAGAGGUUUUCCUUGUUAAAGGUGGAUCUAUCCUUGCUUCCAGAGGGCAACUAGAAAGAGAAAAGCUGUUUGGAAGUAUUUUCAGGGGCAUCUUUUUGACUGACUUGCUGGCAAAGAGGUACUGUGAUGUAUUUUAACAAUAUCUAAAUUGAUUCUUUUUUUAAAAAAAGAAAGAGUAUGAAGAUCAAGCAUGAAUGUCAGGGUAUUUACUCCUUUCUACCAUCCUGGACUUAUUGGCACCAUUUAAAUCAAAGUUCUGCAAUUCACAAGAAGGUGUAUUCUGUUUAAAUACUAUGACCAGCAGACUCACACAUACCAUACACAGACCCCAAUUUCCAAAGCAUUACUGUGCUGUAAACUACAGUUAAUUCCCAAACUAUAUGACUGAUUGUCUUUUUGAAUGAGUCAGAAAGCACUUUUCAGGUCCUUUGAUGGCUACAAGGUCAUUCUAUUUAUGCCACUAUGCAUUGGGUCUUAGGCUUGUGGAAGUACCCAUUAAAAGAUAAGUUCGAGCUGAGAUACUGCUAAAUAAAACCUUCAUUGUACCUAGACAGUUUCUUGAGAAUUGGCAGAAGAAUCUUGGAGUUUUCCUUUCAUCAGACCGAUAGCAGCAUUCCACUUUUGUAGCAUCAUUUGCAAUGAGCUCCACAGCGCUCUUGUUCCCAGCCUCCAGGAAGGAUAGGAAACCUUGCUUUAUACAUAACUUGGGCAUCUGAGGGCAGGGGCUUUUCCCAGCCCUUUGGUCUAACUCACACCUCUACAUAUCAUGUAACUAUCCCAAAAUUUGGCACCAGUUCACUCUUUUCUACAAAAGUCAUAUUUUAAAACAAGGGGCAGCCUCUGGGUGUCUGGGAGACUCUGUGAUCAGAAGGUGUGUAAAGUUAUUGUGACCUUAAGUCUGAACAUGCUCAUGACACCAAGAGUAAAUAGAUUUCAGAUUUACAACCUUCUGAGAGAAAUUUAGUACUGAUGAUAACACAAAGAAAAUGUGUAACUCAGUUAACUCUUUCAAAGUUUACUAUGUUUCAUCAAAAUAUAUCUCUUUAAGGACAAAAUUAUUAGAGAGUAGAAUAUGGAGGGGAGAGAAAUGUUUCCCAGUGGUAAAAUAUUUUAUAAAGCAUUCCAUUUUGAUAUAGUUAUGUAUUUGUUUAAUUUUGUAUUAAACUUUUGUAACUUUUACUGUAAAGAUUAGGUCUGUGUGUUACUUAGGUUUGUGUGUUUUAACACAAAGGAAAAAAUGAUUGUUAAAGCAAGGUAAAUAACUUGACAGCAGUCUUUUUCAUUAAUAUGUGGGUAAAGAUUUGCAAUGCCUCAGACUGAAAGGUAUUCACGUGACUAGAAAGUUUCCUCAUUAUAGGUAUGUAUACAUACACAUAUAUAUAUGGUUUUUAAACUACUGGUCAUUGACACUGAAAUAAGAAGGAGGUUUCAUCGAACAUUGGCUUUUUUCAGUAGGUUCAAAGUUCAGUGCUGUGGUUAUAGUUGGUGAUGCCAUAAAACAUCAUGCCCGACAAUUGUUUUGGAAGUUUCUAAACAGAGUUUUCUUAUACACUACUUGCAACUGGAGUGCAACAUUACAUAUUCUGUAUUAAAGAAAUAAAGUAUUUUUAUCAUUUAUUUA